GGGAAGCGAAAGAACAACUUCUCGCGAUACCAGGCGCGUGUCACUCGCUCACACCCAGUCGCCUCGAGACCGGUUGCGUCACGGGAUCACGGGACCGGAUCCAGGAAGUGAGCGGGGUCUGUGUGCAUCGGGUCCGCAGCCCAUUCCCACAGGGGCUUUUGCCAUCUCCUGACCCCGCAGUAUAGCGGCCCGGCGACCAACGUCACACGGGGUCCAAAUCGGUAUCGUGCUGCUGUGCAGCCGGUGCACGGUGCUGCGCUCCAGCCGCCCCCUCCCUGGCAUGGGCAAGUGACAGCCCGCUAGACGCUGUUACUCGGAUACCGAAGACCACUUGGACUUUGACAUGGCAGAUCAGUGAGCGCAGCGGCCGGGUUUAUUCUUCCGCAGAAAAUGCCAGAAGGGUCCAAAGACCACAACCACUGGUGGGCACUUUGAGUCCCAUCAUAUUCCAUCUUAGUCCAGCAUCAGUCCAGUCAUGGCACAGAAGAUGGCGCAUUGUCAGCAGCUUGAUAUCCAGGUAUUAAAUGAUCUUCAGCAGCGCUACCCUGAGAUUCCACUGGAAGUGGUCUCUCAGUGCAUGAUGCAGAACAACGGCAACAUUGAGGCUUGCUGCAGAGCUCUGACACAAGAAAGCUGCAAGUACCUUUAUAUGGAGGGUCAUAACCCAGAGGACAAUAGAUCAAACAGCAAUCUUUUGCACAUUAACCUUGGUAUCCAUCCAGGCGCCACUUUCCACGGAGGAGAUGGCGCACAGGUGAAUGGACGUCCUCUAGUUCAUAGCUCAAGUGAUGGGCACAUUGAUCCACAGCGCACUUCUGGCAAGCUUAUAUGUUUGGUUCAGGAGCCCCAUUCUGCUCCAGCAGUUGUGCCACAAAAUUACAACCCAUUUUUCUUGAAUGACCAGAGUCGAAACUCGCCAACUCCACCUCCACAGCCCCUUCCACAGCAAGGUGUUAAUACAUCAGCUAUGCAAGCUUCUCUGCCAACAUAUAUGCACUUACCUCGCUAUACUACUAAUCCUAUAACUGUAACUGUGUCACAAAAUAUACCUUCUGCUCACAAUGUGCCAAGAGCUUUACAGAUUCUUCCUCAAGUUCAAGGCAAUCCCUAUGGGACUCCAAAUUCUAUUUACAUAAGACAGUCCUCACAAAAUUCUCCAGGCAGGCAGACUCCUCAGAACACACCUUGGUCGCAGUCUUCUCCAGUUCCUCUCAAUAACUAUAGUCCUUGCCCUCUGCCUGUAUAUCCUCAAAAUUACCAACCUCCACCAUAUUCUCCAAAACAGUCUCCGCUUCCACAGUCUGCUUUUCAUUCCCCUCCUACAUCUCAGUGUACGUCUCCAUAUAGUUCACCACAGCAUCAAGUACAGCCUAAUCAACUAAGCCACCAGACUUCACAUGUUUUUAUGCAACCUAGUCCCUCAACUGCUUCACCUCAUACAUAUUCGCAAGCUCCACCUCCUUAUCCAAAGCCAAGCGGCCAUUCUGUAUCAUAUCUUCCCUAUGGUUCUAGCAUGAGCAAGGCUUCUAUGAACAAGAUUGAAAUUACAGUGGAAUCGCCACAAAGACCAGGAACUGCUCUGAACAGAAGUCCUUCACCAAUAAAUAAUCCAUCUUCCCAACGGAGUCCACAUUCUUCGUAUUCCUCAAAUGCACGGUCAGGUUCUCCAUCGAGAGUGAUACCUGGCCAGCCAAAGACUCCAUAUGGUGUUAACCCAUUAUAUAUAACUUACACACAACCACCAGCCUCCACUGGCUCUCCAUCCCCUUCUCCCCAUUUAUUGAUGUCCCCACCUAACCCAACUGUUUUUAAAAUUACUGUUGCCCGGGCCCCGACUGAAAACCUUUUAAAUAUUGUGGACCAGGAGCAACAUCCUGGAGCUCCAGAACCAAUACAACCUAUUUCAUUGAUGCCAAUAUCAGGUGUGGAAAAGGGAAUUCACAAAUUCCAUAGAAGUUCCAGUUCUGGCUCGGAUGAUUAUGCUUAUACCCAAGCCUUAUUAUUGCACCAGCGUGCAAGAAUGGAGAGGCUUGCAAAAGAGCUUAAAUUUGAAAAGGAGGGAUUGGAGAAGCUGAAAGCAGAAGUGAAUGGAAUGGAGCAUGAUCUAAUGCAAAGACGCCUCAGAAGAGUGAACUGUACAACAUCAAUUCCAACUCCAGAAGAGAUGACCAGAUUGAGGAGCCUAAAUAGGCAGCUCCAAAUAAAUAUAGAUUGUACACUGAAAGAAGUUGACCUGCUUCAGUCAAGAGGUAUGGGGAAGCUUGACGUGAAAGCAAUGAGCAACUUCUAUGAUAACAUAGCUCCUGGUCCUGCUGUUCCUCCCAACACAUGUAAAAAAGAGUCCUGUGAUCCUUCAUCGGGAGAAAGAAAAGCCAGAAGAAUAAGUGUGACCUCAAAAGUAAAAGCUGAGCCUCCUGAAAUUCCGAACCCUGGUGCCGGAGAUAUUGCUCACAGGCACAGAUCCGGACAGAGACCAGCAAGAGAUGAAGACUUUGAAGGGUCUCCGUGGAACUGCAAUAGCUGUACUUUUCUCAAUCACCCGGCACUAAACCGUUGUGAGCAGUGCGAGAUGCCUCGGUUCACUUGAGUUCACUGCCAGCUGCUUCACUUUGCUUGAAGUUUUUAUACAGAUACUAUCUAGCAUGCAAGAGAAAGUAAGGGACCUUACUCAACUCAGAUGUAGCAGCAAGCUGAGCCUAACAUCAGUGCUGCAAUUGGAAAGGUGUUGCUCACACGUGAGACUAAUCAAUGACAGGACAGCCCUGUUGGUGGUCUUGAAAAAAUCCCUCUACAAAUUUGUGCCUGAAUGAUGGAGGUUUCAAAAUGCUGGUCAUUUGGUUUCUUCUCCAGAAGACAGAAUGCUGUGGAGGGGCAACAAGGGUCACAGUUCUGCAGACCAAUUAUUUUGGAUUUAUGAAGUGGAAGACAGUUGAAAUGAACAAAAGAAUUCUUUCUGCUUCCCAGACGUGUCCUACUGAAUGAAGACUUUUUGGUGGGGAGCAGGUGUUGUAGUAUAAAACUAUCUUAUGAAGCAUAUUCAGAGAGAAGUAAUUGCUGCUUUCUUCAGGGUAAUUAAGUCCAUAUGAAAUGAAAAUGCUGUUCUAAUAUGUUGCUGGUGAAAUAUUGAGGUUGUAGCCUUACCUUUUUAGAUAACAUUAUCUGAUAUGAUAAUGCAGUCCUUUUUUUGUUUGUGUUGUGUCCAGCAAUCUCUAUCAUUAAACUACUGUUUAUGGUCACACUUUUAAUAUAUAACAAGCUGAAGAUGGAUAUAUUAGUGCAUGUAUUCAGUCUGUAUUCCUAUUGAAGUGAUUCCCAAAAGCUGAUCGUCACAUUCAUUGUGACCAUCUCGUAUGACUACUCAGUAAGGUUUCACGGCUCCUAUGCCAAAUACUGAUUUACUUUGGUGCGCUCUUUAGAGAUGUAUACACUAAUAUAUAUAUUUAUCACCAGUCAGGAGACAAAACUAUAUUCCUCUGUGUAUAGGACAGCAUUAUUUAUCUGUUCGCUUAAUUGUGAUAAUUCACAAAUAAGUGGACUUGUCCUGCCCUGUGUGUGAAUUUGUGUGUGUGCAUGUGCGCACACAUUGUGUUAUUCUCCUUUGUUUCUUGUACCCACUCCUUACCGUCUGUCCUCUCUCUGCCCUACCCUGCUGUCCAGCUUCCCAAGUUUAGAAAAAUGCUUGAUGUUUACAGCACAGAAGGUACUUUUGUGCCCUCAGUGAACCCACUUGAUUUUAAUUAAAAUAAAAUGCCAGAGUCAAAA
Molecule: messenger RNA, 3762 nt
Organism: Pseudophryne corroboree (corroboree frog)
Lineage: Eukaryota; Metazoa; Chordata; Amphibia; Anura; Myobatrachidae
Gene: TAB3
Product: TGF-beta activated kinase 1 (MAP3K7) binding protein 3
Exons: 8
Coding region: 476-2587 (703 amino acids)
Biological process (GO): positive regulation of canonical NF-kappaB signal transduction
Cellular component (GO): extracellular exosome
Molecular function (GO): ubiquitin binding
Source: RefSeq, a predicted model, not a curated record